AGAUGGCAGAAGAUGGAGUACGCCACAAGGUUGUGGAUAACGUCGAUGACUGCGUCAAGGCUGUCGAUGACCUCCUCCAGGAGUCUGUCGUUGCUGUGGACUGCGAGGGAAUCAAUCUGGGAAAGAAGGGCCCUCACUCUUCAGGUGGGCAAACUAGACGGUUUUGUCUACUUGUUCAAUGUGUUCGUUGAGCCAAAAGUCUUUACCGAAGGCCAACUAAAGUCGUUUCUGGAAAAUCGAAACAUCGUUAAGGUAUUUCACGCGUGCAACCGAGACAGCGCAGCCCUGAAGUGUCAGUUCGAUGUUAUGCUGAACAAUGUGUUUGACGCAGACGGCACUUUUCAUCAUUGAAAAAUCUGAAAGGAGACAACUCCCAUCUGCCCGGAAGCUGAUUGAUGUUUGCAGCCGCUACACUGACGUCACUUCCCUUGAGGGAAAAGAAGACGUCACAGCCAAAUUGUACAAAAGCAAUGCUGCUUAUUGGGCAACAAAAGAAUUUACACAGGAAAUGAUCGACUACGCAUGUGCAGAUGUACGGAUUUUGAUACCCGAGGUGUAUGAGAAAAAUGAAAAGCUCGGAGCAGUCUCCCCAGACACUAUGUACACCUUCUUCUGGGCUGGGAGCGGCACCAAAGUCAACUUCAUGUUAGCUUAG
Molecule: messenger RNA, 655 nt
Organism: Haliotis rubra (blacklip abalone)
Lineage: Eukaryota; Metazoa; Mollusca; Gastropoda; Lepetellida; Haliotidae
Exons: 5
Coding region: 317-655 (112 amino acids)
Molecular function (GO): nucleic acid binding
Source: RefSeq, a predicted model, not a curated record